Molecule: messenger RNA, 1806 nt
Organism: Tachyglossus aculeatus (Australian echidna)
Lineage: Eukaryota; Metazoa; Chordata; Mammalia; Monotremata; Tachyglossidae
Gene: USE1
Product: unconventional SNARE in the ER 1
Exons: 8
Coding region: 64-840 (258 amino acids)
Biological process (GO): retrograde vesicle-mediated transport, Golgi to endoplasmic reticulum
Cellular component (GO): SNARE complex; endoplasmic reticulum
Molecular function (GO): SNAP receptor activity
Source: RefSeq, a predicted model, not a curated record
AAGGCGGGCUCUUUCCGCCCAGAGUCAAAAUGGCAACGGCGGGAAGGCUAUUCCUACUCCAUAAUGGGGUCUACCCGGCUGGAGCUGAACCUGACGCGACUACUGGCCCGCUGCGAGGCGCUGGCGGCGGAGAAACGGGAUCCGAGCGAGUGGCGCCUGGAGAAGUAUGUGGAUGCUUUGGAAGACAUGCUCUGUGCUGUGAAGCAGCGCUCGAGUAAACCUGGUUGUGAGAUGCUUAAUGAGUACUCCAGAAAAGUGGAAUUUUUGAAAGGCAUGUUAAGAGUGGAAAAACUACCCUCCUCCUCUGAGAAAGCCCUGGCUAAUCAGUUCUUAGCUCCCGGCCGAACUCCCACCACAGCCAAAGAGAGGGUGUCGGCCACCAAAACUGUCCACCUGCAGACAAAAGCUCGCUACACCACUGAGAUGAAGAGCGAGCUGCUGGGAAUGGUUUCCUCUUCCAGGGAUGCCAAGGAACGAAGUUUAAGAAAACGAAUUGGUGUUGGGCCCGAGGAGAAGCAGUCAGCAUCUGAACUGGAUGCCAUGUUACAGCACCAUCACAACGUCCAGGAGAAGUUAGCAGAAGAAAUGUUGAGCUUGGCCCGCAAUCUCAAAAACAAUACUCUGGCAGCACAAAAUGUUAUUAAACAAGAUAAUCAGACACUCUCCCACUCCCUCAAGAUGGCGGACCAGAACUUUGAGAAGCUGAAGACCGAAUCGGAGCGCCUGGAACAGCACACAAAGAAAUCAGUCAACUGGCUUCUCUGGAUAAUGUUGAUUUUAGUCUGUUUUAUCUUCAUUAGCAUGAUACUUUUCAUAAGAAUCUUUCCGAAGCUGAAGUGACGGCUUUAACUCCAGGGGUAGCUAGCCGCCAUCGGACGGUUGUGCGGUUCGGCCUUCGUAGACGGCCAGCCGGCCCCCUCCCCUCAUCUUCACCCUUCCCUUCCAAAGCUAGUGGGAAGUAUAUACAUGAUUCCACAUCCAGCGUUCUGGGUGAGUCCACUCAACCUCCUUGUCUUGGUCAGGACUGUUGCUUCUUGCCAGAAGAGAUGAAUUACGGUUUUGUUGCUCCACAUGGCCAUUGGGCUCUGUUUAUGUUUAAUCUAAGCUCUCAUGGGCAAACUGCUUUGUCUCUGGAGCCUGUUUCAAAUCUGGAUUGCAGCCCCAACCUCGUAUACUUGGAGGUUUUAACAGGGUUACUUUAGAUGGGGGUGGGGGUUGGACUCGAUAUUGAGGUGGAAAUGGUCACAGAAAGAAAUCAGAAAACUCAGUCACCUGUUAGUAUGGAUCCUGCUCCUUGGCAAAUGUGUCUUGGAUGUGGGAACAUUAUGACAAAAUAAGAGUUGAUGUGCUUAAGGUUUUCUCUUUCCGGUUUAGAGGUAACCCCAUAAAGGUGAAGUUUUCAAUGAAAUGUGAAGUUUUUUUCCUCCUCCCUCUCCUUGCUCUCCAUUCAAGACAGCUCUCACCACUUUUCACUUCCGGGACUUAAUCUAUAACCAUAUCCCAUCGAUGUGUAAGACAGGUACACAGGAGUUCUAGUAUUUAAGAAAAAUCUCAUGCUGUCGAACUUGAUGAUUUAAAAAUCUAAGUGAACACUAGAGGCGCCUCCCAGCCAUUGAAUCCAUGGCCCAUAAAGUGAGAACACUCAUGAGUUUGACUCCUUCACUAACAAAAAUCACUUUUAAAAGGUAGCCUAUAGUUUUGAGUUCCUUUAUGCUGUAACCGCAAAGUUCCAUUUUCUGUACUUGAAGUGAAAAUAAGAAUUAAACCUUCCUCAUUCACUCUUUCCAUUAAAAACAGUACACCGUC